AUGCCUUUGUGCUUGUUUGAUCUGCCGACGUAUAGCAUACAACACAGACCGACCAUAUACUAUCCGUACGACGAUGACCUCAAAGUGAAGACCCAGAGACCACGCUCAGCCGACCAGCCAGGCGACCCCGCGGCGGAGGAGUGGUCUCAGUGGAGUAUGUGCUCUCUGACCUGUGGACAGGGCUGGCAGGUGCGGACGCGCUCAUGCGUGUCCUCUCCUUAUGGGACCCUGUGCAGCGGUGCGCUACGGGAGACACGCAUGUGCAACAACACUGCCUCGUGCCCAGGUGACCCGGGCAUCAUCAGCUCCGUGCAUGGGCUGUGGGAGGAGUGGUCGUCAUGGAGUCUGUGCUCUGUAACCUGUGGGCGGGGCCUCCGGACACGAACCAGGAAGUGUGCGAAUGCGGAUGAGGCGGCGGAGUGCGAUCGACCGCAGUCUGAGACCAAACCCUGCAACAUAGCCAUGUGUCCGGUGGAGGGCCAGUGGAUGGAGUGGGGCCCCUGGUCGCGGUGCAGUGUGACGUGUAACAUGGGGACACAGCAAAGGCAGAGGAGGUGCAGUGCGUCCGUACACGGCUGGGCGGAGUGCAAAGGCGCCCACCAGGAGAGCCGAGACUGCACCAACCCGGCCUGCAGCGGUGGGAACUGGAGCAUGUGGAACCACUGGAGUUUAUGCAGUAAGACUUGUGACUCGGGCUGGCAGCGUCGCUUCAGGACCUGUGGGAGCAACGCGGGAGAGAGUACGCCGUGCGAGGGAUCGGCCGAGGAGGUGCGCUCCUGUAACGACAACAAGUGCCCUGCGCCGCAUGAGAUCUGUAAAGAAGAACACCUACUCACCAUGACGUGGAAGAGAGCCUCGGCUGGAGAGACAGUCUACAACAAGUGUCCAACCAAUGCUACCGGAUCUGCUAGUCGUCGAUGUAUGCUGGACAAUAAUGGUGUUGCUUUCUGGGGUCCUCCGAGCUUCGCUAGAUGCAUCUCUCUUGAAUUUAGAUAUUUACAUAUUUCUUUACGAGAGCAUCUCGCGAAGGGUCAGAGGACCCUGGCUGGGGAGGGCAUGUCUCAGAUCGUACGGAGUCUCCUGGAGCUUUUGCAGAGAAGGAGCUACUACAGUGGCGACCUUCUCUUUUCCACGGAGAUUCUACGAAAUGUGACGGACACCUUCAAAAGAGCAACCUACAUCCCAGCUCCCGACGACGUGCAGAAAUAUUUCCUCAUAGUCAGUCAUAUGUUGGACAUGGAUAAUUUAGAGAAAUGGGAGGACGCACACCAGGUCGCUCCCGGGGCAGCGCUGCUCAUGAGGAUAUUAGAAGAUUUCAUUCACCUCAUUGGAGAAGCCCAGAAGCCAUUUCAAAGUUUUCUCGUGGUGACCAACAAUCUCAUGAUAACCAUUCAGAGAGAGCCAGUGUCAGCAGUUUCCAGCGAUAUUAACUUCCCCAUGAAGGGCCGCAGAGGGAUGAAAGACUGGGCCAGAACUGCGGAGGACAAGCUUUAUAUCCCCAAGGAAGUCUUCACCAUCCCCACAGAAGAGACGGAGAGUGACUCAGAAUCUCCAAUGUACUAUGUAAUCGGAGCGAUCUUAUACCGGACUUUGGGCGUCAUCCUUCCAGCACCAGCUCCACCUGCAGUGAUCAACUCCAAGAUUCUGACUGUGACUGUCCGACCUGAACCACAGCCGAGCGAGCCCAUGGUGGUGGUCGAGCUGUCACCACUCCUCAAUGGCACAUCCGACCCUCAGUGCGUGGUCUGGGACUAUGGCAACCCCAUGUCGGCGCGCAGCAGUGGCUCUCUGGAGUUGGGCAGAAGAGCACUUGAUGUUGACGUGAACAUGUGGUACAAAGCAGCCGUUUGUUUGCUGACGGAUAUCACCUCUUUCUGUCUGGCUGUGUCUCCCUGA
Messenger RNA from Knipowitschia caucasica, 1896 nucleotides. Lineage: Eukaryota; Metazoa; Chordata; Actinopteri; Gobiiformes; Gobiidae. The record is from the annotation of a GenBank genome assembly.